GUGGGGGUGUUUUUAUCACUGCUCGGAGUCGGCACGUGGGAGCAUCACAGGCACUAACCAAUUCAAUGGCUCAGUUGUGAAUAUGCCCACACUUCCGUCUCAAACAACCAGAACUCUUUGAGAAAACAACACUGCCUCGUGUUUCACUCUUCCUCAUUCGGGGUACAAUGAGGCUGAAAGGCGGCGAUGAGUUCCUUCACGUCGAUGUCUUCAGCACGCCACCCCUUAGGAAGAAGCAAAAGCAAAAGGCAAAGGAGGAACCUGUGGUUAGAAAGCUUAAAAAAUACCGCAUCACGAAAAUGACCUGCACUAAACUCAUUCAAUGCUCUCAUCGAUGUUUCCUAACAAUGUGAGUUCGUGGAAAGACUUGUCAUGAAACACAAAAGAAUGUCAAGCUUCAAAGGAUCUACAUGAUUCUUCGGGUUUGAUGUAGUAUUUCGAGCUAGGGGAAAUCUCGCGGGAAAAGCAAAGUCACUGAUAUAAAUCUUCAUUCGCUUCACGGUCCAUUGGCUGCAUUAUCGGCAUGUACGGCUUCUUAGGACGGGGGAUCUGCCUCCAGAAAUGCCAAUGUUCCUAAAAAGCAAUACAUGUUCUUGGCUAUGUACACAGCACGAAGUACCCGAGAUCUUCUAGUGUCCGCCAUGUAACAACCACCGCCGCAUACACGGAAAUCAAACACCUUGAAAAAAAAAAGUCACAAGUUAUUCUAAGCUCAGAAAUUAUUGGAUAUCGAAAGAAGCGAUGAACGUUACCAUCAGAUUCGGCAGCAAGAAUCAAAUGAUAUAACCAGAAGUUUGGUCCUGGAAAGCCGGCCGGCAGGUUUCCUGUUUCAUAUAGUCGCCGCAGGACAGAAAUUUAUGGUACUGCCAACCACCACCGUGGAACUAUUCUUGAACUCUGGGCAAGGUCGAGCCCACCAGGAAGCUACGGUUUCUCCUGCUGCUUAUUCGAGCCAUUAUUGGAUUUUCUGCAUGAUUCUCAAAAUUUUGAAGAACAGAAAAGACACAAUGUACAAUGAAACGAUCUUGUGGCAUAUUAGCCACCAUCUUCGCACAAAGUUUCAUCCGAGUAUUUAUGGUAUAAAUGGUUUCUCCGCAGGAACAUGUGAUAGGAUAAUGAAUUGUUAUUAAUGCGCCAGUGUACCACAAAUUCCUGCAGCGGAAGUUGUCCUGGAUCUUUCAGGUGGAGGUACAAUAAAUCUGUUCCCUGUGUUUAGCUUGUGCUACUGGUAGUGUUGCAGAUAAUGCAUGCAUUUGUCAAAAAUGCAUGAAUAGGCGAAUUACAGCAGCCUUUGGGACAUUUUGACAUGUUGAGAUGUUAAUGGGCUCGGAAUCUUCCAAGAGAUGUCUCUCGAGAUAGCUCAGAGGUGUUGUGCUCAGCCAUUGUUACCCAAGGGUGGUAUUCUGCUGAUCGAAUUAACUACCCAAAAGAAUUCGUGGUGAGGAUACUCAAUCAUAGCAGAUGAGCCUUACUUGAAGCUUAGAGGGAUCAUACGGAUAGGCAAUGCCCCAUCUCGCCGCAAUCUUUUUUUUAGGUUUUACUUUCUCUUACUCUUCUCACAGGACUGGCAAUGACAAACACGACACAAUCAUUCUAUCUUUGACUGUUACUUCCCUCUAAUAGUUUUUAUACUAAGCUGUCCAAUUUGUCCUUUCUGAUUGCAAGCAAUAAUGCCGUCUUUCGCUGAUCAACCAGAGGAAGUCAAGACUCGAGAGAGGAAAAGAGUGAGAAAUCUUCUGAGGUAAGUAAUUCAAGAAUCCAUUGAUUGGGACGAAUUAACCGUUACUUCUGUAGAUAUUAUACACCAGAGAAAUGGAAACUUACACGAGAGAGUGAAGACGACGAUUUUGAAAGAAAUGGGCGCGGGCUGCCAGAAACAACAUGUGAAGCAGAAGAACAACCACAUAUAGAAGAGAAUCCCAAAAAAGCCGAGAAAGGGGGACCUGAUCCUUCGAAACGACUUCGUCAUGAUCCUACAUUGACAGCAUUUGCCCAGCUCGGCGCAUACCGCUUGAAUACUGAAAGGUCUUUCAUAUCUUUGAUGGAUUCCCACAACCAAUACAUCAUUGCAGAAGCAACAAGGAGCGUUUCACUACACACUAGAGACUUCACAAAGCCUGGGGACGAAAUAUUUCUCGGGGCUCGCAUCCUGGAUAUGCACUGGGGGAUAUGCCCAAAUACUAUUCAAAUUUUCACAGCGAAAGACGACACAGGAAAUUUGAAAACUAACCUUGUUACCGCAAAUCAGACUCGUUAUGUAAUGAACGAUCUUGCAGCCAUCGAAAAGUACAAAACGCGCCCCUAUAUCGCGGAAUGGCCAUAUAUGAGAUAUUAUGCCGAGGUUCCUAUCUACAGUGAGUUUCCUACUUUUCAUUGAUUGAACACAAUUAUUUUCCUCCAUUGUAUUGGGGAUUUUAAAAUGAGCUUCUGUAAUCCCACUUUCAAUGUCAGUUUCUGAACAUUCCAAGAUCAAUUUCUCGUGCCAUACUUCUUAAUUUAAGGCACAAAUUGUAUUUUGUUCUCUAGACACUUUAUCAGGUCAACAUCUUUUAUAUGUUUGGAAUUGGAGGAUGUCCCUUUAUCUUAAAAUUCAUUCUGAAUUUAUCACUAUUAGGUCCGGAAAACAUCGUGAUUGGAACGUAUUGCGUGGUCGACAAUAAACCACGAUAUGAAGGGUUGGAUGAUGAUGGACUUGAGAUACUAAAUGAAAUCGCUAGAGCAAUUAUGAGACAUCUUGUACUUAUCGAGAAACAAGACCAUUUAGAACGGGGCGAGAAGAUGGUAAAAGGCUUGGGACUUUUUGUGGCCGGCAAGUCUAACCUGGGCGAAGGAUUGGAAAAUUAUUCUCCGGACGAAAGGAAUCCUCAAAAUGAGUCCAAUUCUCGCGCAGUAGAUACGACCGGAGCAGCCUCCAUCUCCCGGAAACAAACGGAUAUAUGCCAAACAGAGAUAAAUUCUGUUAGCACACCAAAUCAAAGCAAAGGAUCAUCUUGUCUUUCCGGGUUCGAAAAACCUAUAAUUAUGGAGAAAAAUAGGCCGAGCAUAAGUAGAAGUUCUUCAGCAGAAUCUGCUCGACAAGCAUCUUUCGCUAGCACAAGGCUCAAACAGUUGUUCUCCCGGGCAAGUCAACUCAUACUUGAGGCAAUGAAUCUUGAUGGAGUUGUCUUUGUUGAUGCAUGUUUCAGGGAUUCGGCAAGUAAAAUUGCAUCCAAAAAUAGGUUUCUUCCUGGUGUUGGUCUCAACGGUCCUCAAGACUGGGCUCAGAAUGGAAAUGGAAUCAAAGCACCACUUCUCCCUAUCGAUAUGAAAUUUGAAGGAAAACGAACCGUCAAGCCUCUAACAAGUGAUUUGCUAGGAUGCAAAGUUAGACGCCAUCAGAAUUCCUCUCAACUAGAUGACCUUACAGACAUUACACUCUUACAGGCGACUGUGAAAGGGCUGAUGACAUGCUAUACUCAGGGUCGGAUGUUCGUUUGCCAUGAAGACGGUUCUUUGGAUCUUGAUUUGGAACCUGAGCCACUCGAAGUUUGCGAAAAUGGAAAUAUGGAGCCCGAUAGAACAGUUGUCGUAGCGUGGGUUGCUGAGCUGAUGAAAAUAUGUCCGGGAGCACGGACUAUCGUUUUCUUCCCUCUGAGAGAUCCACAACGAGAGUAAGUAUUCGGAAUAUGCCACCAAAUCUUGGUGGUGCUCAUAUUGUCAUGAUGUUGAGAGGCAUGAAGUUCUGCAUAUGAGUCUCAUCAAAAUCUAAGCAGGCCCCCUCCAUCUUUCUCAGUAAUUAUCCUCAACUACAAAAUCCGUGGCUAAUCAUACAAAUAGUCAAUGGUUUGCUGGAAGCCUUGCUUGGACAACGAAAAAGCUUAGAAUCGUGACACCAGAAGAUCUCACGUAUCUUACAGCUUUCGGGAACUGUAUCAUGGCUGAAAAGUCUCGUCUGGAUUCCGAGCUAGCAGAUCGUGCCAAAUCUGAUUUUAUCUCUGUAGUAUCUCACGAAUUGCGCUCUCCACUCCACGGGGUCUUGGCCAGUGCAGAAGCCCUUCGGGAUACAUCGACUGGAGAUGAGCAGGAUGACAUGAUUCGUUCUAUAACGAUAUGUGGCGAGGUUUUGCUAGAUACUAUGGAUCACAUGUAAGAAGAUGUUCAAUACAUGAAGUAAAAUAUUUCUGACUCAAAUAUAGCCUGGAUUAUGCGAAAAUUGCAAACAAAGGGGAGACCAAGGACAUGAAAGAUCUUCCUGUGCAAUCCAGCGGCCCAAAUACGAAUUUUGACCUUAGCAACCUCAUUGAGACUGUCGUUGAGGGGGUUUCCGCGGCACAAAGCUUUCGACAAUUAACCUUCGAGGCUCCGCUAUGUAUCGAUACCGAUGGCCUAGAUAUGAAUGUCGAUGAGAAUGGUCUGUCAGAUAGUGUUGUGAUCGUUUUGGAAAUCGAUUGGCAAGCCUCAUGGGCAUUCAAUUCUCAAAUAAGUAGUUGGAGAAGAAUCUUCAUUAACCUUUUCCAGAAUGCAUUAAAAUACACUGAAUUUGGGUACGUUCAUGUUCGUUUGACAGCACACCAAUCUAUUGAUGGCCCAGUGGCAAAGCUAUCUAUCAUAGAUUCCGGGAAAGGAAUAUCAAAUGAUUAUUUGAAAUACGAACUGUGGACCCCUUUUGUACAAGAAGAUCCUAUGAGUAUUGGUACAGGACUAGGUCUCAGCAUUGUUGGUAAAUUAGUCCAGGAACUCGACGGGACAAUUGAUAUAUUAAGCACGGUUGGUACGGGUACAGCCGUUCAAGUGGAAAUUCCUGUUAAGCAUUCAAUACCAUCUGAUGAAGAGGAAGAGACAGAAAGUAAAAAAUUGAUCUUUGAGACAAAAGAACGCUGUCGCGGCCUUUCGAUGUGUCUUCUGGGGCUUGAUAACUAUCCCGACCCUUGCGAGAUUCCCACGGAUGCUCCAUCUGCAAAGGAAAGGAGGAUGACUGCGAUCAAAUCUGCAUUGAUAAACUAUGCUGGGAAUUGGUUUGGAAUGGUUAUACGGAAAGCUUGCUCUGGCUUUUGUACUGAUGGUGUCAUUUUUGUUUGCUUGAAAUCACAACUUCAAUUCGCGGACCGCACCAGACACAAGCCUUUGAUUGUGUUCGAAGAUAAUAUGGGAGCAUCAAAUAAAGAAGACGGCGUUUUCUAUUUGACACAACCGUAAGUGGAAUAGCAGCCCUGGCAAGAUGAUUUCCAUUUAGAAGUCUAGUAAACAGACAUGGAUCACCUCUACCAUGCCAUGAAUUUUACUUGAAGAAUAAUAGUUCUAAUACCUUCAUAGUGCCGGCCCUUUCAAACUAGCAAGAAUAUUAGGGCAAUGCAUCGACUAUCUGCACUCUGCAGGCUUCAUACCAAACAUCAUUGAGCGAUCUAGCAUGUCCUCCAGAGUACCAUCCAGCAUAGGCUCACCUCCCAUGCUCACGCCACCUGCCAAUGGGUAUCCGGAUUCUAAGAAUGUUGAAGCCUGCAGGAAUAAUGUUGAUGAGGGAAGGCCGAGCUUAGAUUCACGUCAGAACUCAAGCGAAUCUACCGAGUCGGUGAGGCCCAAAUUCGAUGCACGUAAACAUUCAAGUGAAUCUACCGACUCGGCGGUGGACAUGAGAACAAGUGAGGAGCCUAUCGUAGCUUAUCAUACGUUUCCUUUUUCUGCGACAUCGCCACUACGAUCGAGGAAUGAAAGAGAGAUGCAUAUGCUGAAUAAUCCAGAAGUUAAAUCGAAUGAGGAGCCCAUGGUACUCGACAAGACUGUUUCUUCUAAAGGAGUUGCGGUUUCAAAUAGGGUUAGGGAUUUAGAGAAGUCAUUUUCUGUUCUUCAGGUGCCCGUAGGAUCUGACGAGAGUGUUCUACUCAAAGCCUCCCCAGUUUUACAGAAGCUCGCCCUGGUUGAGAAGACCACUGUUCUUGAAACAUCUUCGAUUGUUGAGAAGCCUACAGUCAUUGAGAAAGCUCCAAUCACCCAAAAUGCUACAAUCUGCGAAAAGCCUAUCGUGCCCGAGAAACCUGCAGUCCUGCAAAUCGUUAAAUCAGAACCUUCAAUCACACCCACUAUAGAGAAGUCUGCACGCACAGUUGUUCUUCUUGUCGAGGACAACGCGAUCAAUUUGAAAGUAAGUCUGAUCCUACUGGGUAUGCGGAAACAUUCUAAUGCUCUACCAGGUGCUUGUCCAUAGCAUGAAGAAAUUGAAGGAGGAAUAUGAUACCGCAUCAAACGGUCUACAAGCAUUUGAGAAAUAUAAAAAAGCACCAGGGACUUUUAAAAUCAUAUUCAUGGGUGAGUCUUUCCCCCAUCCCCCCAUUUCUCUCCUCUGAUAAUAUACUUCAUCCACCACAGACUCUACUCCCUCAUAACACACAUGACUAACUCCGAAUCCUAACAUAUAGACAUAUCUAUGCCAAUAAUGGAUGGCCUAACCUCCACACGCCACAUCCGUGAAUACGAAAGCACACAUGGAUUAAGUAGAGUGAGAAUCGUAGCAUUAACAUGUUUUGGAACGGAAGAACAUCGGAGGGAUGCGGCGAUGAGUGGAGUGGAUUUAUUCUUGACCAAACCGAUUCAUUUGAAAUCUUUGAAGCCGGUUGUGGAUUUGGAUCCGGAGGGUGUGAGGGGUGGGGUGAUGGAGGAGAGUAUUUAAAAUGGGGAGCGGCUGUGGGACAGGGGUAAUGAUUAGCGAUUGAAUAGGAAAGGUAGGGGGAUGUGGAAUGAGGGGCUGAGGAGGAAUGGGAUGAAUAUGGUUCUAUAGAAGAUGUGCGGGAUUUUUAUAAUUUUUGUUUUUAAUCUUACUCAGGUAAUAACUAGGUCCAAUUGAUUCUUUGCCUCCAAAUGUAUGCUAUACGAAAGGUUGAUUCAACGUUCUAACUUUGUAUUGAAAUCUUGAUGUGACGAGACAUGGCGAGCAUAGGGUAAUAGUUUUAAAAGGUGUACCUGAAUAUACAAGUUCCUGUCGACCAUUCCCGGAUGUCAUUGCUGGCUGGUUUUAUUGGUACACCUAGGGUAAUUAGCAGCAAGAAUUUAAUACCUACUAGAUAGUUUUA
Sclerotinia trifoliorum is the source of this 7043-nucleotide messenger RNA. The record is from the annotation of a GenBank genome assembly. Lineage: Eukaryota; Fungi; Ascomycota; Leotiomycetes; Helotiales; Sclerotiniaceae.